GCAUGCGCAUUUGUAUAUGAAUGUAUAAAAACCUGGCGCGGAAAAUGGUGUGCUGUCAAUAAACGCCCACGGCAUUUUGAAUGUUGUGAAUCAUCAAACGGUUUAUUGUGAUUUGUAACGCUACAAGUGACCCUAUAUUUGGAACUAUCACUGACAUCAUCGCUAUUAGAAAUGAAGCCUUUGCGUGGUUCUAAUCGGGAAGCAUCAAAAAUACCCCGCUUGAAAAACAAGUCUAAAAAGAAGACUCACCCAGCAACCGAUCGCCCGGAUUCGCCGCCCGCUGGCGACAACAAUGGCGCGACCAAAAGACGCAGCUCGCCAAAGAAAAGAAAAGCUUCCGAAACUGCCCCCAAAGUCAAAGUUUCGAAAAACCUCAAGCAGAUCCAGAGAUCCUCCAUCAUUGCACUGGAGAAUGUGAUGAAUAUAGCAAUAUUGACAACUCUUGGUUUGAGACGAACAGAGAAGAAGGAGAGCCAGGAACAUCUAAAUAUUGUGAAAAAAAGGUUCUUAACUCACUGUGCAGAGCUUCAAGUUCCAGUGCAGAAGAACGACGCGUUAUGGAAGUCGUGGCAGCGCCACCGGGAGGAGAGCAGGAAGCAUGAGGCCGGAAAGCAAACUCUGACUUCCCUGGAGGAAGACCUGAAGGCUGUGGUCAGCACGCUAGAGAGCACCGAAGAGCAGACAGUCUCUUUGGAGCGUGCAUGCAGUUCUCUUCGAGAACGACUGGAAGAGGAGGAGGAGAGCGCUAAGGAGAUCUUGCAGAGAAGCGAGCAAGCGGUCCUCGCCCUCCCUUCUUACCCGCCUCGGACAGAUGAAACGACCUUAGAGGCUCUUUUGAGAAAACAGGUCCCGGACAAAGAUUGUGAGACGGUCUCGCGCAAGCUGGAAGCAAUCUUGCAGAAGUCAGAAACAGGAAAAAAAAAAACGCCAAGCACCCAACUUCCAUAAGCACGUCAGCAACAAUGUAGAUCAGCUUUCGUCAAUUUGAAUUGUUCACUGUAGCUUCUUGUUGAUACCGUGUUUUUUUUUUUUAACUCUGAGACACUUUUUUUUUUAAAUGACGUGUAGAAUUCUACAAAGUCUACAUUUGCAAGAAUAAAAGUAUUCCCACACCAAA
Molecule: messenger RNA, 1117 nt
Organism: Hippocampus zosterae (dwarf seahorse)
Lineage: Eukaryota; Metazoa; Chordata; Actinopteri; Syngnathiformes; Syngnathidae
Gene: cenpq
Product: centromere protein Q
Exons: 8
Coding region: 172-948 (258 amino acids)
Source: RefSeq, a predicted model, not a curated record